Molecule: messenger RNA, 951 nt
Organism: Ylistrum balloti
Lineage: Eukaryota; Metazoa; Mollusca; Bivalvia; Pectinida; Pectinidae
Exons: 4
Coding region: 1-951 (316 amino acids)
Source: RefSeq, a predicted model, not a curated record
AUGGAAUGCGAACAAAGGAAAAGUGAAAUUAGGAACAAAUCCGCCCUGAAGAAAAACAGAAGUCGGUCUGGAAGUAGCAUAUUUAGCUGUACUAAAGGACAACGGGAUGAUUCUAUAUCUGUUGACAAUUUGGAACAUCAGUUGGAACUAAAAUCACGAGAGAAUGGUGAACUGAAGAGACAGAAUGACGAAUUGAAGAAACAGGUUAAAAAAAUGGAGAAAACAUUUAUGACCAUGAUGGAAAAGAUGGAAACCACCGUGAUAUUACAAAAUUGUAAAAAUGUGAUGAUGAAGGACGACGGCGUAUUCCUCGUGGAGGAAACUAUGGAUACUACAAAAUUAGACCUGUACAUAGAAACGGUAACCAAGGCCCUCAACAGUGCUGCGGAGGAAAAGAGCCAGUUAGAGGUCAACGUUCGACGUCUAGAAGAAUCUCUUGACAACGUGGAAAGCAAAGUCAACGUGAUGGAGUCUCACUUCAGUGAUCUCAAUGCAAAACUGACACGAGAUUUCGCCAAGGUCGCCAAACAGUUGACACAACACAACCUGGACAUUGCUGAUCAGUUUAGCAGUUUGAGGACAAUAUUCCAAAGGGCUCAAAGAAGUAGAAAUCUGGAGACUGCAGAAGGAGAUGAAAGUCGGAUAAUUGAGGAAGGGAUCAAUUCCAUACGAAACUGGAGUAAACCAAACAUGGCGGUGACGGCUUCUACACUUCCGGUUCCUGCCGGAAAACUUAACAAGAUGCUCACAGAAAAAUAUGGUAAGGUUCCCGUGCUGUUGGAGCAGCUAUUCACGUCCAGUUCCGAGGGUUACUACAAUUCUAACGACACCUUCGAUAACACAGUGGCUCGGUGGAUGGUAGGAUGGGUGCGUAACAGUACAGAAAAUACGGCAGACCUUCUACAAAGGGAACUCAACGAUCUCUACGUUGUCACUGACAAUGAAGGCUGA